GUUCCCAGUUGACUCCCAAACUUUUCCUUCACUCCCCUUCGGCCAUCCCCACCGCCCACUUCGCCUCCCCUGCCCCCCGCGCCAGCGCUCCCCUCAUCUCCCUCCGCCGAAGCUCGCCACCCCAGAGAAAUUUCUCCCCAUCAGCCCCGCCGUCGGCUUCUUCUCCCCCGUCGCACUGGACUGGCGUGGAGUCGAUUCGGCGUUCAGUUCAGUUUCUUGCGGGCUCGCGUGGCGGCUGACCUUCCAAGAGGUUCGGCGGCGUUCGGCUGGGCAUUGAGGAACCAUGCUCAACGUCAAGUCCGAACCUGCAACUGCAAUGGAUGCAGUGGGUGAACCGGAAAUUGAGGAGCAUGAACAGAAGGUAAACAGAUACCAAGCUGAACUUGCAGCCCGCAUUAAGGCCAAAUACUUCUCUAAUAAGGCUUCAGACGGAGGAAAAAUCUUUGAAGAAGAAACUAUUGUUGAAGGCGAAACCAUCCAUUCAAGCAGGUGGCCAUGCACAAGUUCGUAUGCGAACCCGGUAAAUUUUCUCCGAGAGAAGAACAACCAUGAGAGGAGGGAUUCUCCAUCUUCAGCAGCAGAUUCCUCUGCCAAGAACGAUUCUCCAUCUGUGGUAGCUGAAGCCUCGCCAAAGAAUAAUGCAGGUGUUCCGGCAACAGAAAACAAUCUAACACCUGCCAAGAGACAGGCAUCCAAGGAGACCUGAUGGGAUAACAGUAGGCUGGUGGGUCGUUGUACGUUCUCCAGUCUGAAGACGUGCAACAACCCGAAGCAUGCAAGUAUCAUGAAAUAAAAAUCCGUCCAGCAGAUGUAUGUAGGCGAUGCUUGAUUCAUUUCGUCGAACCGGUUUCAGCGUCUGUUGGGAACAGUUUUUUUGUCUUAUGUCUCAAGGUAUAUGCUACCUGAAGCUUGUUUUUUUAAUAAAAAAACUGCCCUGCUUGUUUGUAGGCGAUGCUACAUUCAUUUCA
Messenger RNA from Triticum urartu, 968 nucleotides. RefSeq lists its product as uncharacterized. The record is from RefSeq and is a predicted model, not a curated record. NCBI's taxonomy places the organism in Eukaryota, Viridiplantae, Streptophyta, Magnoliopsida, Poales, Poaceae.